AACGUUUCCUAUUAUCGUUCUUUUUGUCUCUCCAAUCAAUAAUCAACAAUCACCGAGGGAGGCAACGUUCAACUCCUCCCUCCAUCUCUUCUUCUUUUCUUAAUUCAUCACCAGAACCCUGUUGAAUUUCUUUCUCCUACUUUGCAUAAAGCAAGAUUAAAUUAAUACAAACAUGAUGAAAUAAUAAUUAUAAGCACCACUAUAAAAAAGGGACACGUUUUUCAAGAGGGUUUUCGCUUUUGGAGGAAUUACGCAAAUAUAUAAUAACAAUAUUGUUUAUGUUUAUGAUCAUCAUUGAUUAUUGUUGUAUCAUAUAUAGAGGGACGUUAUCAUUGGUGGGUUUUAUACGUAGAAUGAGAACGGGUAAGUGGGCAAAAAGCAUGGGAAGGAUUUCAAGGAUUGGAAGUUUUGCAAUUGCUUCUUCCUUAAACGAUACUAAUCCGCCACAACCUUGCAUUACUUGCACCACUUUUAACAUUCUUGCUCCUAUUUACAAACGAAUCAAUGAUGAGGACCCAACUUGUCGAGAGAGUGACUAUAGAGCAUAUUGGUUGGCAAGGAAUCAUAGGAUAUUGGAUUGGCUUUUGAAUGAAAAGUCUUCUAUUAUUUGUCUUCAGGAGUUUUGGGUAGGAAACGAAGAGCUUGUUAAUUUGUAUGAAAAGAGACUUGGAGAUGCCGGUUAUGUCAGUUUCAAACUUGGAAGGACUAACAACCGUGGAGAUGGUCUUUUAAUAGCAGUGCAAACGGAAUACUUUAACAUUUUCAAUUAUAAGGAGUUGCACUUCAACGAUAUUGGUGAUCGUGUAGCUCAACUGUUACAUGUUGAACUAGUCUUUCCAUUUUCAAAAUGGCGAAACGGUGAAAUUAGGCAGGAAAUUCUUAUUGUUAACACCCACCUUCUAUUUCCUCAUGAUGCAACACUAUCUCUUGUACGAUUGAAACAGGUCUAUAAGAUACUUCAAUAUGUAGAAUCUUAUCAAAAUGAUUUCCAACUCAAGCCAAUGCCAAUCAUGCUAUGCGGUUUAUUUCUCAGUGACUGGAAUGGAAGCAAGCGUGGACAUGUUUACAAGUUCUUGAGGUCCCAGGGUUUUGUAUCGUCUUACGAUACUGCACAUCAAUACACUGAUGCAGAUGCUGACAAGUGGGUUAGUCAUCGCAACCAUCGGGGAAAUAUAUGUGCUGUUGAUUUUAUUUGGCUUCUAAAUCCUGACAAAUAUCGAAAAUUACUAAAAGCCAGUUGGAGUGAAGCAGUAUUUGGCAUGUUCAAGGAUCUAUUGAGGCGAGCUUCACUGACAGAAAGUGAUGCAUUCGCAUUUCUAAGGGCCGAUAAUGAAGAUUGUAUUACGUAUUCUGGUUUCUGUGAAGCACUUCGACAGCUCAAUUUAAUUGGUCAUUCUCAUGAGUUGAAUGAGGAAGAGAUAAAGGAGUUGUGGGUCCAAGCUGACAUAGAUGGAAAUGGUGUUCUUGACUAUAAAGAAUUUCUGCAGCAAAUAUGGAUUUCAAGUGGUUUAGAUCAAAGAGACGACAACAAGAAUAAGGAGCAGGACGAUGGUUCAAAUGAUGUUCAAGAACAAACAAUUGGUUUUAGUGUAAAAAAUGCAGUUUUGUUCCCUCCUGAGGUGGAGAAAGGUAGAUGGCCGGAAGACUACUCCCUUUCUGAUCAUGCUCGACUUACUGUUGUGUUUUCACCGAUAAGAAUGCCGUGCUCCCAGAUGAUUUGCUGACACAAUGCUUUUUGGUGCUCUAGCUUAGGAGUUAAUUAGAAUCAUAACUUGUGUACAUAGAUAUCACAUCACAUGAAAGGGUGAAACAGUGGAAUGAGUCAGGAAAGAUACACUACAAGAGUUCUUUUCUUGGGAGAUUUUAAACACCCUGCGAUCACUGAAUUAAGUUGUUGAUGGCAUAUGAGCAACACUCUGGCUCAAAAAAGAAAAGAUUUGUAUAUAUAGUUGUUUUGUUGUUAUAGGUUUCUUAGGCAUCAAUCCUUUUUGUAGCAGGGUAAGAUGCACCUCUAGAUAGAGCUUCUUUGAAUAGAUCAGUGUUCAGACACAUUGUAUAUCUUGUAACAUAUUUGCUCUUGAUAGAGUAUGCAAAUUCAAAUUGUAUAAAGUUAAAU
This is a messenger RNA of Medicago truncatula (barrel medic), 2116 nucleotides long. RefSeq lists its product as uncharacterized. Gene Ontology annotation, molecular function: 3'-5'-RNA exonuclease activity; calcium ion binding. The coding region runs from base 279 to 1724 and encodes 481 amino acids. Lineage: Eukaryota; Viridiplantae; Streptophyta; Magnoliopsida; Fabales; Fabaceae. The record is from RefSeq and is a predicted model, not a curated record. The transcript is spliced from 10 exons.